Messenger RNA from Symsagittifera roscoffensis, 1685 nucleotides. RefSeq names its product Kv channel-interacting protein 1-like. The coding region runs from base 763 to 1572 and encodes 269 amino acids. The record is from RefSeq and is a predicted model, not a curated record. NCBI's taxonomy places the organism in Eukaryota, Metazoa, Xenacoelomorpha, Acoela, Convolutidae. The transcript is spliced from 9 exons. Gene Ontology annotation, molecular function: calcium ion binding.
UGUUGUUGUGGUUUUUCAGCUGAGAAUUUAAAUUUGUGAGAGGGAACAACCAAUUGAUAAAAAUGUCAGAAAAAGGAAAUGUUAGCCUUUGAUUUGAACAGACUGAUGAAUUCAACUUUGAUUUUCCUUCGAAUGUGACUGUCAUCACCUGAUGCUUCAGGGUAGAAAGUAAAAAUUGAGAAUUAAAAAAAAGACAAUACUGCACCAGGUUUUGACUUAUCGAUCUCAUUUCUGUAUUGCCCUUUUUGCACCUAUGGGCGCCAAAUAAAAAAUUAACUAGACCGUGAAUGAAAACACGGAACAUAUGAAAUUUGAUAUCAAAAAUGCGAACUGUUAGCUUGGAAUUCAUUAAUUUUUUAUACACGCUGAUUGCUCUUUCUGUUAUUACGGCAGUCAAAAAAUGAAUACUUUAUCGACUUAAAUUUGCUGCGCUAAAUAGAGAAAAAAUUGUCUUCGCAUUCAGUUUAGUAGCCAAUCAUUCAAAUUUUUAUGCUUCACUUAUUUUUUCAUCCCUUAUUUUGUCCAUUUGUUCCGUUCUUAUUUCACAUUUCUUCAGUCUCCCGAUUUUAUUGGAGGAUUAAAAUAUUGAUUAGAUAAUGCGAGCAGUUUUACAAUCGGGUCGCUUUUACAAUGUACUUUUAGCCCAGAAAACGCCAAAAACCACUUAAGUCGUCAAAAAAGAACAGCUUUACUCUUUAAAAAAAAAAAAAGAGUUUACUAUACGGAUGUUCUUCAAUUGAUUUACCUUUACAAAUUUCAAAAAUGAUAUCGGAAGGCGAGCCUUCGUCCACAGUCGGCAGACCCCAAAGACGAAUGGCCGUUGCAAUAGGAAUGAACGUAGGAGUUUCGAGUCCCGAUCGAUCUACUUCUGGAAAUCAUUUUUUCGCCACUGCAUCAACGCAUUUUUCAAGGAUGAAAAGAAUGUGGUCCAAAAUUACAACCGCUUCGUCAGCUUUCAGUGCCAUUCAUAAUGCAGAAGAUAUUCUCGAUGAAUUGGAUCUGCAGAUGGUUCAUGCAAAACCACACAGCAUAGAGCAGCUAACAAGGAACACUCUUUUUGAGAGACACGAAAUCAAAGACAUCUACAGACGAUUCAAACAGGAGUGUCCAAAUGGUUAUCUUACAGAGGAGACAUUCCGAAGAGUUUUCCAACAGUUUUUCCCCGUCGGAGACACGAAUCAAUACGCCCAUUUUGUAUUCAACACAUUCGAAAGAGAUCCAUACGGCAACGUUCUAUUCCAGGAGUUUCUGCAGACUAUGUCAGUCAUUCUCAAAGGAUCGACAGAGGACAAACUCGAGUGGAUUUUCAAACUGUAUGACAUAGACCGAGAUGAGGUGUUGAGCAGACAGGACCUGCGGCUAAUGGUGGAGUCUGUCUACUACAUGGUGGGCAAGGACUGCGAGGCAGAGGAGAGUGCAGUCUCCUUACACGUCGACAACAUCAUCAAUAAAUAUUCUGCCAACCGACAGACAAAUGAAAUCACUUUCGACGAAUUCAAAGAAGCGUGUGGAAGGAAUCCCGAAGUGUUCAAUUCAAUCGACUGUUUUGGAAGUGGAAUCUUCGGAGUUUAAUUAUCUCGACAGCUAUUGAGAAAACAGUAAAAUACAAUUAAAAAAAAUACAAUUUCCUAUAGUUGAUAAUUACGAGUGUAGAACCUUUUCUGAUCUUAUAGAACGUUAUUAGG